Molecule: messenger RNA, 1418 nt
Organism: Pelagomonas calceolata
Lineage: Eukaryota; Pelagophyceae; Pelagomonadales; Pelagomonadaceae
Source: the annotation of a GenBank genome assembly
CAGAGUUGAUGCCUGCCAAUCCGCGAGCCGACUUCAGCCGCUAUAACUGGACUCAAGCAUUCGUAUGGUUGCGCGAGUUUCGCAUCUUGUCCUUCAAUCAGUUUCUUCAACCGCAUCCAUCCGUGCGGCAAAAAGUGCUCGGCGCACACAGCUGCGGCAGGACGGGAGGAGCAACACAGCUUAAGCACGCGUGCAGCAGCACAGGUGGAACAACACAGCUUAAACACGCGUGCAGCAGCACAGGAGGACCAACACACAGCAAGAAGCACAAAAACCACAAUGCCAGCAAAGGGGCGGAGGAGACGCGCCAUCGCAUGCCUCGCCGCCGCCGCGCCGACGACCAAGGCGUUGCGCCUCGGCGGGCUGCGCCGGCCGCGGCCGCCUCCGUCGAUCCCGCGGGCCGGCGCCGAGACGGUGGCUGAACACAUCGCCGAGGACCCGCGGCACACAGAGGCGAUGCGCGAGGAGGUCGUCGUGUCGUCGGCGAUGACGGCGCGCGAGUGCGUACGGCGCGUGCGGGAAGCGCCGGCGAGCUGGGGCCGGUCGGGCCGCGUCUGGGUGAACGGCCAGGACGGGCGCUUCGCCGGCUACGUCGGCGCGUCGCAGCUCUUGCUGGCCGAGCCGGACGCGUCGCUCGCGUUUCUCGCGAAGCCGCCGGAAGCCGUGCUGCGCGCGGACGAGGAUUUAGAUGAUGCGCUGGCAAGGGUCGUAAACCGGGGCGGUAGCGGCGCGUUGCCCGUCGUCGACUCGAACGGCGCGCUCGUCGGCGCGCUCGCGCCGGGCGAGGUCAUGGUCGAGCUCGAGCAGGCGGUGACCGAAGACGUCGCUCGCUACGCCGCCACGGGCGCGGGCGAGUCGUACUUCGGGUCGCGCAUCCAAGACCUGGUCUGCGCGCGCGGCGCGUGGCUCGCGGCGCUGCUCGUGCUGCAGUCGGCCUCGUCCGUGGUCCUGGGCAAGUUCGAGGGCCUGCUGCAGCGGCACCUCGCCCUGGCCCUGUUCCUGACGAUGCUGACGGGCACCGCGGGCAACGCGGGCAACCAGACCUCGGCGUUGGUUAUCCGGGGCCUCGCGACGGGCGAAAUUCGCGCCGGGCGCGACUGGCGGCGGGUGCUCUGGCGGGAGACGCGAGUGGCGCUGCCCCUCUCGAUCGCGCUCGGCCUCGCGGCGUUCGGCCGGGUUGUGGCCGCCGUACCGGGAAGAAUGGCGGUACGGACGGCUGGCGUCGUCGCUUUUGCCACGACGUCGACGAUCCUCGCCGCGAUUUUGGUGGGCGUCGGGGCGCCGCUGCUCCUGGACGCGGUCGGCGUAGACCCUUGCAACUGUGCUUCGCCGGCGCUGGCGACGGCGGUCGACCUCCUCGGCGUCGUGUUUCUCUGCGUCACGGGGCAGCGGUUCCUGAAAUAAAAUACUACAGUAGA